ACGGUUGUCACACCAACCACUAGUAGUGAGACAAAUGUAUAACCUGACAGACUGAACUCAGGCCAAUACAUCUCCUUAGCAUUGACGCGUAUUGAUAGAUUGAAACGGUUGCACGAUCAACGCUGUCGCUGGUGUGUUGCUGAACAAAUAUUAGCAGUCUUCAUUCAGGAAAGGUACGCUCUUGGUUAGAAUUGGUUAGAAGUGAAUUGGCAAACAUGCGGGAUUCAGAUUUUCUCUUAAAAGUACUAUGUUUGGUUUUAUGGCAGGCUGCUGCUAGUAGUUGGGGUCAGGCAAACAUAACCAGCAUGCUGGCACUGCAGGCGGAUCGGGUCAUGGCACUCGGAGAAUGGGAGGAACGCUGGCAGGAGGACAGAACUGGCUUCCAUCAGCCUCAUGUACACAAGAUGCUGGAGAACAAUAUUGAUAAAGUUGUUGCCGGACGGACAGGAGUUCGCUUCUUCUUCCCUCUCUGUGGGAAAGCUGUAGAUAUGAAGUGGCUAGCAGACAUGGGCCAUUCAGUGGUUGGGGUGGAGAUAUCUGAAAAGGCUAUAAAACAGUUCUUUGAGGAGAACAGCAUGACCUACAGUGUGGAGCCUGUUCCUGCAAUACCUGGAGCAAAGGUUUACAAGGGCUCAAAGAGAAAUAUCUCCCUAUAUCAAUGUGACCUGUAUAACUUCUCCAGUUCCAUUGAUGGUCAGUUUGGGGCAAUUUGGGACAGAGGAUCUCUAGUGGCCAUCAACCCAAGAGACAGAGAAAAGUAUGCUGCUCUCAUAACAUCUCUCAUGGCCAAAGACUGCAGAUACCUCUUGGACACUUUGUUGUACAAUCCUGAAUUAUAUACAGGUCCUCCCUUUUUUGUGCCUAAUGAACAAGUACACAGCCUGUUUGGUAACAGCUGUGAUAUUGAGCUGCUGCAGUCGGUGGAUGCCCUGACAGACAGACAACGAGGCUGGGGGCUGGACUACCUGACUGAAAAUGUACACCUCAUCACUCAAAAGAGCAUUUAAAAACUAACUUGUAAGUUUAGAGAGCUUAGAAAAGCAGAUAUUGGGCAUUUUACUGCAAACACUAGUCCUAGGCAAUCUUUUUGAUAAAGUUCUAUUUUGGUGGGAAGUGAAGGUGCAUGGAAUUAAAAUGUCAAGAACUGUAACAUAUAAAGUUUUGAAUGCUUGUCAACAUAAAACAUGUUUUGUAACAAGA
This is a messenger RNA of Siniperca chuatsi (mandarin fish), 1200 nucleotides long. RefSeq names its product probable thiopurine S-methyltransferase. Gene Ontology annotation, molecular function: thiopurine S-methyltransferase activity. The record is from RefSeq and is a predicted model, not a curated record. Bases 216 to 1007 code for a protein of 263 amino acids. NCBI's taxonomy places the organism in Eukaryota, Metazoa, Chordata, Actinopteri, Centrarchiformes, Sinipercidae. The transcript has 9 exons.